AUGUCAGAGCAACAAGGAAGUGAUAAUCGCCACCACCAUCACCAUCAUCACCAUAACAAUCAUCAUGGUGACCAUAGUGGACAACACGAUGGCCACAACAAUAAGGUACAUCAACCCCAACCAAUAGAUCCAAAGGCUAACCCAGCAAACAGAAUAGGGAAAUAUCAAGUCCUUAAGACGUUAGGAGAAGGGUCAUUUGGUAAAGUUAAAUUAGCGCAACACACAACCACAGGACAGAAGGUUGCAUUGAAGAUCAUUAAUCGUAAAACGUUAGCUAAAUCCGAUAUGCAAGGUAGAGUUGAACGAGAAAUUUCAUAUUUGAGAUUGUUAAGACAUCCACAUAUAAUCAAGUUAUACGAUGUGAUUAAGUCGAAGGAUGAGAUUAUUAUGGUUAUUGAGUAUGCGGGUAAGGAAUUGUUCGACUAUAUUGUGCAGAGGGGUAAGAUGCCAGAAGAUGAGGCCAGAAGGUUCUUCCAACAGAUUAUAGCUGCAGUGGAAUACUGUCACAGACACAAAAUUGUUCAUAGAGAUUUAAAGCCGGAAAACUUAUUAUUGGAUGAACAAUUGAACGUCAAGAUUGCCGAUUUUGGGUUGUCUAACAUUAUGACAGAUGGUAACUUCUUGAAAACGAGUUGUGGGUCGCCCAAUUACGCCGCUCCCGAAGUUAUAAGUGGUAAAUUAUACGCUGGUCCAGAAGUUGAUGUUUGGUCGUCGGGGGUUAUUUUAUACGUCAUGUUGUGUGGGAGGUUACCGUUCGAUGACGAGUUCAUUCCUGCGUUGUUCAAAAAGAUUAGCAAUGGUGUUUACACAUUGCCUAAUUACCUAUCCCAAGGAGCUAAAGAUAUAUUAACGAGGAUGUUGGUCGUCAACCCAUUAAACAGAAUUACUAUACACGAGAUUAUUGAAGAUGAAUGGUUCAAACAAAACAUCGAGGAAUACUUAUUACCUCCAGAUUUAUCGAAGACAAAGCACAAGAAAAUCGAGGUCGACGAGGACGUUAUUACUGCUUUGCAGUCGACUAUGGGUUAUGACAGAGAUGAAAUUGUUAAUGUUAUCAAUAAAUGUAACCAACAUAACGCACCACAACAACAAUCAAACGAAAUAAUUGAUGCUUACUUGUUAAUGAGAGAAAAUCGUACAUUGGUGAAGGACUUGAAGAAUUCCAAACUGAAUAAUAUGGACACUUUCUUAUCUCAAUCGCCGCCGCCUUCGUGGACCAACAAUGCCAAUAAUAACAGCAACAUGAAUAUAAACGUCAACCACUCCACCAAGGCGCCUGGUGUGCAACAAUCAUUAACAUAUCAAACGUUAGCUGCAGUGCCAGAUUUAUCUACGUUACCUAACUCUACCAUUGCCAUUUUACCUUCUUCGUUGCCGUCAAUCCACAGAGCGUACAUGAUGGAAUCCAACAUGGACACCCAGCUGAAAAUAGCGCCCGUGUCACACAAAAAGCUGAAAACAAGGUGGCAUUUCGGUAUAAGAUCUAGAUCUUAUCCGUUGGAUGUUAUGGGUGAAAUCUACAGAGCCUUGAAGAACUUGGGUGCAGAGUGGUCUAAACCAACCGAGGAAGAGUUAUGGACCAUCAGAGUCAGAUGGAAGUACGGCCCAUGUAUCUUACCCAAUGAGAAAAGCCAAGAAGAGCAACAGAAGGACAUUCCCGACAUGAUGAAAAUGCAAAUCCAAUUAUUCCAAUUGGAGCCAAACAAUUAUUUGGUGGACUUCAAGUUCGAUGGGUGGGAGAACUCUUCUAAUAAGGACGUAUCUAUAAAACAAGACGUGGAUGAAAUGUCUUCGUUCUCGGCUUAUCCGUUCUUGCAUUUAGCUACUAGGCUAAUCAUGGAAUUAGCUGUUAAUAGUCAAACUAAUUAA
Debaryomyces hansenii CBS767 is the source of this 1869-nucleotide messenger RNA. It is a transcript of the gene SNF1, whose product is annotated as AMP-activated serine/threonine-protein kinase catalytic subunit. Gene Ontology annotation, biological process: protein phosphorylation; intracellular signal transduction. The transcript has a single exon. Gene Ontology annotation, molecular function: protein serine/threonine kinase activity; ATP binding. Gene Ontology annotation, cellular component: cytoplasm. NCBI's taxonomy places the organism in Eukaryota, Fungi, Ascomycota, Pichiomycetes, Serinales, Debaryomycetaceae. The coding region runs from base 1 to 1869 and encodes 622 amino acids. The record is from RefSeq and is a predicted model, not a curated record.